Messenger RNA from Plectropomus leopardus (leopard coralgrouper), 2680 nucleotides. RefSeq names its product PHD finger protein 10 (gene phf10). NCBI's taxonomy places the organism in Eukaryota, Metazoa, Chordata, Actinopteri, Perciformes, Serranidae. Gene Ontology annotation, cellular component: npBAF complex. The record is from RefSeq and is a predicted model, not a curated record.
AAGCGAAGAACCUGCUAAUGAGCUAGCCUAGCCGCAGCCUCUAUUUUAGGGAAAUAUGGCUGCUGUGCUCCCCGUCAGACCGCCCUGCGACAGUAACCCCGCCACUCCUGGAGCACAAUCCUUAAAGGAGGAUGUUAUAGAAGAGGAGUCCAACGAUGGCAGCCAGCCUCCCAAAAGAAGGAGAAUGGGUUCAGGGGACAGCUCCCGGAGCUUUGACACAUCCAGUCAGGAUCUUCUUGGCCUGACAUAUUUCCCAGCAGAGAACCUGACAGAGUACAAGUGGCCUCCAGAUGACACAGGAGAGUACUACAUGCUGCAGGAGCAGGUCAGCGAGUAUUUGGGAGUCACAUCCUUCAAGAGGAAGUACCCUGAUAUGGAGAGAAGAGACUUGUCCCACAAAGAGAAGCUUUACCUGCGUGAACAGAACGUCAUUACCGAGACACAAUGUACUCUGGGUCUGACAGCUCUGCGGAGUGACGAGGUGAUAGAUCUGAUGAUAAAGGAGUAUCCUGCCAAACACUCUGAGUAUUCAGUCAUACUGCAGGAGAGAGAGCGGCAAAGAAUAGCAAAAGAGUACUCUUCUUUGCAGCAGCAGAACCCUCAGAAGGUGGAGGCCAGCAAGGUUCCUGAGUACAUUAAGAAGGCAGCUAAAAAAGCUGCAGAGUUCAACAGUAACUUCAACAGGGAGCGCAUGGAAGAGAGGAGAGCUUACUUUGACCUCCAGACACAUAUUAUCCAGGUGCCCCAGGGAAGGUUCAAGGUGCUGGCUCCAGAGCUGACAAGGACGGGGCCCUACCCUGUGGCUCUCAUACCAGGACAGUUCCAAGACUACUACAAACGGUACUCUCCCAAUGAGCUGCGUUACUUGCCGUUGAACACAGCUCUGUUUGAGCCUCCGCUGGAUCCUGAGCUCCCUGCGCUGGACUCAGAACCAGACUCGGAUGACGCGGAGGAUGGCAAGGAGGACAAAAAGAACAAGAACUCAUCUGACAGUUCUUCAGGCAACACAUCUGAUGUGGAGAGCCAGGAAGGAGGAGGUGGACAUAAGUCCAAGGCCAAAGACAGGACAUCCACGCCAGGCAAAGACGGCAACCAGCGCCAUUCUGCCUCCCACAAAGCCACCCCAGGGUACAAGCCUAAGGUCAUUCCCAAUGCUAUAUGUGGCAUUUGCCAGAAGGGUAAAGAGGCCAACAAGAGGGGCAAACCAGAGGCACUCAUUCACUGCUUCCAAUGUGAUAACAGCGGCCACCCGUCCUGCCUGGACAUGAGCAAGGAGCUGGUGAGUGUGAUCCAGACUUACCGCUGGCAGUGUAUGGAGUGCAAGACGUGCACCGUGUGUCAGCAGCCCCACCAUGAGGACGAGAUGAUGUUCUGCGACAAAUGUGACCGAGGAUACCACACGUUCUGCGUGGGCAUGGACUCCAUACCUACUGGCCUUUGGGUAUGUGAGGUUUGCGACAAAGAUUUCGCCACACCCAAGAAGAAGGGAGUCAAAUCACCCAAGAAGCCCAAGUCGGCACAAAAAUGAUGAACAUCAUUAACCGCGAUACUCUGACCAAACAAAUGCACAUUACGGCACAUGUUCAAUCAUUCCAUUUUUCAGAAGCCAUAUUUUUUUAAAACAUGGGAUCACUGUGAUGAAAAAAUGAACUACAGUGCAGCCAUCCUACCAAAUACUAACACCCCAAACACGAGAUCUUAACCUGCUGUUAGUCUUAACACUAACACUAGAAAACAAACUUAUUGAUCUUUUCUAUGAAAGCUGUGAUGACAUCAGUCAGGCAGGUCUAUAACCUGAAUCACAAUCAGUUGAAAAAAUGUACUUUCCUCCUCAAAACCAAACUUUUAAUUAUAUAUGGGAUUAUACCUCAAAUAUAAAUGCUCAAAAAAACCCCAGAUUAGGCAUCACCUCCAGUCAUCUUACAUUUAUAAUGUUAACAGCCAAACAGUAGAUCAGAUCCAUCUAAAUGUACUGCACUGAAUCCUGUGAUCUGCUAACCACUAACGGUAUCAGUGCAUUCCUACUUCAUCAAAACGACGUAUCUUGUUGUUUCUGUAUCACAGCAUUUCUGGGAAUUUGUUUUAUUUGAACAAACAGUGCUUUUGAUUCGGUGCUACUGAAACAAUCAAGAGCUCACUGAUGUAAUUCAUUUGCUUUGAAAACAUUUUUUUGUAUGGUUUUGUAUUUUUUCUGGUAUUUUUGAUUAGAAUUAAUUUAAAACGGCAGGCCAGUACAGAGCAAUCUUAUUUAAACCAAGUGUUGUCUUAAAUAAUGACAUGGUGCUUGUUAUGUGUGUAAUGUAAUAGACACUGGCUGUGAUCGACCUCACGGCUGCAGCAGCUGUUUGUGAGAUGUGCGAGUCUUGAUGACUGAAACAAAGUGUUUCACUUUACGUUUAUUGAUUUUGCGGUCAACCUUCCACUAUUUAAUUAUUUUACAAAAAAGUAACCACUCAUUGUAGCGGAAUUAAAAUGAAUAUCCAUCAGCUAUGAUUAGUCAACUGAUAUUUUUGCAGCGGGCUUGAAAUAUUAUUUGUUCCAGUUAUUAUUAUUAUUUUUUGUAUUUCUUUGUUUUAUAUUCUCCCUCAGUGAGCAGUUUGUUUAAGAAAUAUUUGUUUUGAAUAAUGUCAUAGUCACUGAAUUAUGAAGUGUUUUUUCAAUAAAAGCUUCUUUAAAAAGA